AUGUGUUUGAUAGUGCUCGGUUCGUCACAUUACCAAUGUAAUCCGGACAACAUUUCAACUCCAAUAGCAGCAAGUUUGGGAGACUCCAUUACUCUCGGCAUCUUAUCACUUGUUGGCAGUGUUCUCUUUCACAUUCCAGCAAUACUAAAAGGCUGGGUUCCCAUUUUACUGGCCAUGUUAAUUUCUAGUGGGGUGGGUAUUAUCAUGAGUAAAGUGGCUGAAUUGUAUCCUAGUGUGGUUGCGUUCCUCCCUAUUAUAAACGGUAUUGGUGGGAACUUGGCAGCAAUCCAAGCGAGCCGGCUCUCAACCUCAUUCCACCUGCUUGGAAGAACAGACUUCUCUGAGUACAGAACGUCCUUAUUUUUACUGCUUCUAACAAUCCCCGGACAUGCUGUCUUCCUCACUGUUAAGGGACUGGUGUCCGUACUACUCGGAAUGUCGUAUGUGUUGGUGAUGUUAUCUCCCCUCCUCAGGAAUCUGGACCCGGACCUCUACUCUAUACCCCUCCUCACUGCCCUGGGAGACUUCCUCGGAACAGCACUCUUAUCUCUAUCUGUCGUUCUUUUAGACUCAGCCGAACUGUUCACUCCGGGGAACUAA
Bolinopsis microptera is the source of this 600-nucleotide messenger RNA. RefSeq names its product solute carrier family 41 member 1-like. Lineage: Eukaryota; Metazoa; Ctenophora; Tentaculata; Lobata; Bolinopsidae. The coding region runs from base 1 to 600 and encodes 199 amino acids. Gene Ontology annotation, biological process: monoatomic cation transport. The record is from RefSeq and is a predicted model, not a curated record. The transcript is spliced from 4 exons. Gene Ontology annotation, cellular component: plasma membrane. Gene Ontology annotation, molecular function: monoatomic cation transmembrane transporter activity.